Camellia sinensis is the source of this 913-nucleotide messenger RNA. NCBI's taxonomy places the organism in Eukaryota, Viridiplantae, Streptophyta, Magnoliopsida, Ericales, Theaceae. The record is from RefSeq and is a predicted model, not a curated record.
UCCAACUCAAAUAGUUACGCCAAAAGGGCGCAAUGUUGGUGAAUCACACCAAAACCUUGGAUCGAUCACUCUCUCUACACAUAGUCUAUACAAUACAACUUUCCCUCAUAACAAUGCAAUUUCCAAGCAGUGAAAUGAGACCUCAAAUGGUGAUAUUUGGGGACUCCAUCACUGAACAAUCAUUCAGAUCAGGUGGUUGGGGUGCUUCUCUCGCUGACAAUUACUCUCGCAAGGUUCCCCCAUUUUGCUUUUACAAUUCAAUUUCUUGCAUUCUAGGAAGACUGGACUACCAUCUGGGGUUUGUUUUGCAGGGCUCUGCAACACCUCCUGUUGCUACCACAAUCUUUUUUGGAGCUAAUGAUGCAGCUCUUUUUGGGAGGACCAGUGAACGGCAACAUGUACCUACUGAAGAGUACAAGGAGAACCUCAGAAAAAUUGUUCAUCAUUUGAAGGAAUGCUCUCCCGCUAUGCUAGUAGUGCUUAUUACUCCACCACCCAUUGAUGAAGAAGGACGUUUUACAUACUCACGAUCUUUAUAUGGCGAGAGAGCAAUGGAACUUCCAGAAAGGACAAAUGAAAUGACAGGAGUUUAUGCCAAGCAGUGUGUUGAAUUGGCCAAGGAACUAGGUCUCCCUUCCAUCAAUCUAUGGUUGAAAAUGCAGGAAACAGAGGGUUGGCAAAAGAAGUUCCUCAGUGAUGGGUUGCACCUGACACCAGAAGGCAAUGCAGUUGUCCACCAAGAAGUCGUAAGAGUUUUUAAUGAGGCAGGGCUUUCUGCUCCAGAAAUGCCAUAUGAUUUCCCUCAUCACUCAGAAAUUGAUGGGAAGGCACCUGAGAAAGCUUUCCAGCAACAAUGCUUAUGAUGUUUUAGUUUUUAAUGGAAAGUUAACUUCAUUUUUUCUUUUGAGAAUGU